CUAAAAAAAAUUAUAUAAAUUUGAAUUUUCAUAAAUCAAGACCCACCCUUAAACACAUUAUCUCUCAAAUUCUAACUAAAAUACUAUCCAUAAAAAAACUAACACCAAAAAAAAAUCUAACUCCAAAUUAACGCUCUUCCAUGUUUACUCUAUCCAUAUCCUAAUCCUUUCCAUAGAUAGCCAUAUACCUAUGAAUUUAGCAAUAAUAGCUAGAGUCCAGGAAUUCUUCUGAAAUGCAUAUGUUAGCGAUCUCAUCUAAGACUUCCACAUUAAAAUUACCAACCGAUUUCCACGUUUUAACUUUUUAUCCCUUUUUAACUUACCAUAAAGAUGGCCUCCCCAUUCCAAUUGUUUUAUCCCUCCCCAACCAAUUCAACUGUAAAACUAGAUUUGUUCUUUUAAACUCCAUGUACGAGGAGUAUUGAUGGGAAGUUCUUGGUUGCCUCGUUCAGAGCGCCCAAUGUGGUUCUUUGAGUUCUUAACUGUCUUACUCCUUUCAUUGUUCAACUAAAACAAAUUUUAUUCUUCUGCACUUUAGUUGGUUGCAUCGUUCAAUGCGCCUGAUACUAUGUCAUGGUCUGCGUCUUAUUCAUCAUUCCUAAUUUUCCAUUACGUUCGCAUCUGCAUUCAUCUUAUCUACCUUAUUUCACUCACGAUUCAACGUUUCAACAUUCUUCUCCCAAAAUAAUAUUAUUUUUUAGAACUGUAUAAGGAAACUAUAUCCGAAGCAAGACAGCAAUAUCCUAAAAGAUAUAAAAUAUUAGGGUUUUAUCGCAAGGGACAGGCAGAAAUUCCCUUAAAAGACUUUCUGUAAAAUCUACUACAUUCUCUCUGAAAACUGUAUCCAUUCGUCAGAAGUUGCCUGCAUUUAACAGCUUUUCCUUUCGAAAAUGGCAUUUAAGAUAGAAUAUAAGUGGUUCUUUGCAGUAAUGAUGGGAAUGGCGAUCAUCAUGUUUGCUGGAACUGGCAUGGCUACUGCAGAAGACACAGAAGGAUCGAAAUCACUGCUCUCUAUGACACAAGCUACUACUCAGGCGCCAUUUCAUGUCCACUUGGCAAGAAUAACAGAAAGGAAAUCACGGCCGUCGGAUAGUGUUGAAACUGUAUUAGCUGAGAUGCCGAUAACUGAGCAGGCGGCUUUGAGAGACGCGAUCUUCUUCUUGUUCUUUUUACUCUUUCUCACUUCUCUGGUUAUUCUCUGGUUAUUCUCUGCAUCAAAGUUAUAGUAACUUGGCGUUCGAUUUAGAAGCACUCUGGGAUAUCAUCAUUUUUUUUUUCGCUAUUUUGAAACAAUCCAUUUCUUCAAUUUUAUGCAAAAUGCCAAGGUCUGCUAUAAAUUCUUGUUCCCUGAUUUUGAAAUGCAUUUAAGGCAAGGAAGCCAGAAAUCGGCUUUGACUUGAAGUCAAUGUUUGCUAAAUUUAUCCCAGACGGUUCAACUUGAUAAGUUUUACUUCAA
Cryptomeria japonica (Japanese cedar) is the source of this 1456-nucleotide messenger RNA. RefSeq lists its product as uncharacterized. Lineage: Eukaryota; Viridiplantae; Streptophyta; Pinopsida; Cupressales; Cupressaceae. The record is from RefSeq and is a predicted model, not a curated record. The transcript has 2 exons. Bases 891 to 1226 code for a protein of 111 amino acids.